AUGGCGCAGAGAACGGAGAAGGAAGAGACGGAGUUCAAAGUACUCGAAACCUUGACGACGCUCUGCUCCAAUAACUGCGGCGUCACAGCGAACCCGGCAACCAACAACAUGUGUCAGAAAUGUUUCAACGCCUCCGUCGCAGCCGUCUCCGCCGGUGUAGAUUCCGGUUCGAUCCUGAAGAGAUCCGCGAGAUCCCUCAAUCUUCGGUCACCACCGGCCAAAGUCGUAAUUCGGAGCAGGGAGAUCGACCCGGUGAAGAGAGAUCAACAGAUCGUUAACCGAUGCUCCGGUUGCCGGAAGAAGGUCGGGUUGACCGGAUUCAGGUGCCGGUGCGGUGACCUUUUCUGCUCCGAGCACCGUUACUCAGAUCGCCACGAUUGCAGCUACGACUACAAAACCGCCGGUCGCGAGGCGAUCGCUCGUGAAAACCCGGUCGUCAAGGCGGCGAAGAUGGUCAAAGUUUAA
Microthlaspi erraticum is the source of this 465-nucleotide messenger RNA. NCBI's taxonomy places the organism in Eukaryota, Viridiplantae, Streptophyta, Magnoliopsida, Brassicales, Brassicaceae. The record is from the annotation of a GenBank genome assembly.